This is a messenger RNA of Amoebophrya sp. A120, 6380 nucleotides long. The record is from the annotation of a GenBank genome assembly. NCBI's taxonomy places the organism in Eukaryota, Dinophyceae, Syndiniales, Amoebophryaceae.
CCAGCUUGCAUCGCUGAGCUCGAUUUGCAGUUUUCCCGAGAAGAUGGACCUGCAGUUCUGCACGUUGCAUCAUUAAAAUUAUUCAAAAAAAGCAAACGUCGACGCCGUCCACGUCUCGUUCGGACAAGGAGACAGCGCAAGGUGGCAUCCAUUCGGCUCUGGGUGUAGAUUCUACUAGUUCUGCGUCUAAAUUUAGUCCCUCCAUUGCAAAGAAGGCUAAGAAUGACUGUUGGCGCAGCGGGAAUUUCUUCGGCUGCAAUGCCACAAGUGCUUGUGGGGAAAUUGAAGGUUCUGGGCGAGACUUUUGGACUAGUCGAGGCGGCAGGCACAGAACACCGCAUCCCGAUUCCGACUGGCGUUUGUACUACUUAUACUUAAUCGAUGUCUAUAUAUUUUGAAUGUAUCAAUUGAAUCUUUCUCUUUGUCUUUCUGGUUCUUCAUCGUGGCGAGGCACAUUGUCGUUCUAAUCAUGAAACACUUUGCAAUUCGCAAUGUGAACUACGUAUGGACACGAAAAUAAAUAUUUCAGUCGUGAAGCCGGGUCAGCUCGUGGGUUUCACGGUCAGUGGGGGAUCCACCGAAAGCGAAGUGUGGGUUGCAGUCGACGGAGUUGACCAAGAUAUUGCAGAGCGAAAGUUUCCGUCGUGUGUGGGCACCGUAGCAAGGAGGCGUUGCGAGCCGCCCUUGCCCUUGGCCGAUGAUCUGGAUGUCAACGUUCCUGACACGACCGCUGAUCCAGCCACGGCCGAGCACGUCGAUAACUCCUUCGUUCUGCGCGUCCGUGUACCGCGCUGCAGCGAGAGCGACCGCGUCGAUCAAGACUCGCACGGCACGACGGACGCAGGAGCCGCUGCAAGAACCAUCCGCCACAGAAGCACGGAAGAGAACAUUGACGAGACAGAAGAUGACACCAUAAGUACGAAAGCAAAUUGCGGGAACAAAGCUAGUGGCACGACCACGCGAACGAGCAGGGCGAGUACGAUGGCAUCAUCCACAGCUACACCGUCGUCGUCAAGCAGUAGUUCAUCUUUUUGCGAGUACAACCCGAACGACGACGGCUCGCAAAAACAUUUCCAAGAGCAAGUUCAGCAAGGGAACCCUUUCCGGACCUCGGGUCUGGCGGAGAACGAGGUGGACACCGCUGGUGCUGGAGCUGGGGCUUCUACAACCGGGACAAUUACAGCGCCAUUUGUACCAUCAGAGACUGCAGCAGCUCGCAUCCAGCAGGUGGAAAAUCACGCUGGUGUCCCAGCAGAUGAAAGUACUAACUCGCACAGAGGCAUCGUCCCCCCAGAAGACGCACAAGAACAACAAGAUGAGUACCCAGCUUCGAACUUUCCCAAUCUUUGAAAUCACUAACACGGUACGUAAAGAAAACAGCACCUCUAGUAAUCAGGCAUGUUCUUGCAUGCACUUGCAAAAAGAAAACUCGCACGCGUUGUGAUCUUCUUUGUUCAUCUAGGACGUCCACGCUAAGAUAUUGUAGCACGGAACAGGCAUGCGCGCAACUUCAGACCGAGUGGAAAUUGGGAUCGAUUUUCGUUUUCAAGAUUCCUACCAGGACAUCCCGAUUCCCGAGAACCUGUUGGAAGCAGCCCGAAGGUACCUGCUGCAGCAUAGCUGCUUUUUAGAUAUUCUUCUCGCUAUCCAUGAUCCAACCAAUAUGUAUAUCCUUCAGAAUCUGAAUGUGAAUCAUUAUCGUGGUCAUGUGACCGUGCCCGUGCGGUAGCUAGAAGUAUGCCAUUGGCCUGUGAGUAUGACUCCCAGUCCGAUCUUCACAUGACAAUAACUACAAGCAUUAUAACACACAGGAGUCUACAGGAGCCCCUGGCAAUCGGAGCGGUGCUUGCGUGUGAAGUGCAGAACGGCGAAAUCGUUGCAGGCCCUGUCUGGAAACAGAUAGUCGCAGGUAAUGUAAGUUGUAGCUGUUUUGCUGUCAUGAACAUGCACAUAUUGGUCACAAAAUCUGUGAGACCUCCCAGAUACAUCACUUGCCUGACUCGGAAGUUGAGACUUCCACGCGAAACGAUUUUUUGCGAGGUAGUUUUUCCGCUUAUGCCACUGACAACUGAAACUGUCCCCAUCUGAGGCAAGCCGAGCCGCGUUUCUCUUCUGUGUCAUUCUCGAUAAGAGUCAUGAAAAGUCUCGAUGCAAUACCAAUGGAGUUGCAGAAAUUCUCCUGUGUGGCAAGAAGAAUGAAUGACCGCAUGCGAAACUGCGGUUCUGCCUGCUGUGGGCGGACCACGUAGAUUUUUGAAUGCGAUAUCGAGACGCGCCUGUUCCCGAAGCGCGCGGCCACGAACACCGAAGCCGAUGCCAGCGACGCUCCAACAACCACGGCAGCAGCUACAGGUGGCGGCAGAAAAAACGCGCUAGCGGAAGAAGCAGACUUCAAUGCGGCACUGCAGGCGGCGGAAGAUCUGAUGAACCUCGAGUUUUCGACAACGGCCGGAGGUGAUCAUGACGUCGAAAUGCGUCCUUCUGAGGAAGAGAUGCAGACGCAGGCCGCUGCAAAGCUGCCACAGGACGCAAAGGCAAACUCCUCCUCGAGUACUAUAUCAGAGAAAGAGCUGCAGCAUGAAGGCGCGCAGGAAAAGCCUUCUGCCGAAGCUUCUGCAACAGGAGCGGCACCGGUACCAACCGGGACGACACCCGCCACAUCCUCGUCCUCCACCACAGCGCAGAAUAACAUGCAGGGAGUGCAUAUGGAAGCGUCGGGAUCUGGACCGAAAUCAACAAAAUCGAAAUGAUUUGUGAUGCAUAAAAACGCUACCAGUUGGAGCCUCAUUUUCCAAGUGGGGCAUGACAAAUUUCGGGAGCAACAAAAUCCAGCCUGUCAUGCUGUUUGGGCAAGGAAGGCUGCUCCUCUCAUGCUACUCUGGCAGCGCAUCGCCUUCCCCUAAACGGGCCUGCAUUCGGUCCCAUUUGCCUCCUCCCCAACACAGGCCAUACGUGCCCUACAUUUUAUGCAUUACAGAUUUUGUAGAUUUUGAUUCUAACACCUCCAUAGUGCACUCCGCUAGAUCCGCGCGGAGUCGGCAUUACUGGUGUGACGACGACAUCGACACGAAUUUAGAAAACAUUCGUAUGGGCACCGUGACGUCGACCAGCACCCCAGACAAUGACCACACGGUGAUCAUGACCAUGAAUCGAGAAAUGAUCUUUUGCCCGACCGAGUAUCUGCAAAAACUUCGGCUUGCGCCCGGCACUGACGUCGCCUGCUCCGUCUAUACUGACGAAGAUGGGCAUCCAGUGGUAGUUUGUUACUCCACGUUUUUCUGCUUCUUGCUGGUUGAGAAGCAAAGAGUAAAUACAUACGUAGAGCUGCAAUCCUGAUAGCUAUAUGCAAGAACGAGCUUGGUACUACAGUCGCCUGCUAGUUCACAAUUUCAACUUCUCUUUCAGGCCGACAGCAGCAAACCGCUCUGGGAGCUCUCCACGCCAUUCUAUCCUACUGAUAGCAUUUCUCACAUCAAGACCACGACCGAGCGCUAAUAUUGUAAACAAGCAAGAUAGAAACUACAACUUUUUUGACUAUGCAUAGUACUUGUUACGCGGUGAUCUCCGCAGCUGAAGAUCCUGUUCUAGACAUGUUGUCGACGACAUAUCUACAAAGGCGAGAUGAGACCGCCGCAUUUAAUUGCAGUAAAUACAGUUACAUCGGUCGUGAGCAUGUUUUUGUUGUUGUCAUGCAACUAUUGACGAAGGCGCAAUCCUGAAAGACGCCAUGUGCCGGCACGACUGAUUUCUAGGAUUCUAAGGAAUGCUACUUUUUCCAGUAUUUCUUCAAAGAGGAGCAGGUGCCAUUCUUUGGCCAGUACUACGGACGCGUGAUAAAUCUAAGCUCGCACGUAUCAUACAGAGAAAAUGCAGAACGUAGAAUUCGCCCUAGACCAAUACCAUUGGCGUAGGCAAGGCUCUUGUAGAUCGGGGCUCCUGUCGUUCUUGCGAUAAUAUCGGAGCACUGGAGUAUUGCUUUCCGCCCAGCAACUACUAACUGUCUCUGUCAAGCGCAACAAGCGCAUUCCGGCGCGCGUGAAAAUAAACAGAACGACGCUUAGCUGCAAGCGCAAGCAUUGGUUCGCGGUCUCGCGGCUGCAUUUAUUCCUUUUGUGUCGAUACCAGGGAAACGGCUUCAUUGAUUGCGACGCGCUGAAAACCGAGUACGGGCACGACCCUUUUGUCCACCAAAAGAUUAUGCGUCUCUGCGACAUCCAGCUGGGGGACAUGAUCAACUUUACCGUGCACAUCAACAGCAGUGGCACGCCCCAGGUUUCUGCCCCGGUUUGGCGGAAGUGCGAGGAAAACCGGAAGAAAUUACCUCAAGUAAGUGCUGUGUUUACCCAUUUCUGAACCUUAGUUGCCUUGGUACUGGUGGUAUAUAUUCAGGUAUUUGCAUUCCCUAGCUAAUUGACUUGGCCGUUCGACAUCAAAGCGGGUGUUUUUUGGUCAAGUACUGGUAGCAAAUUGUUGAAAGUGAAACACAUUAUGCCGGCCACUUACUCUCAGGAACUCAAUGAGCGCGUACAACAGUCACUCGCUCGCCUAAAGAAGCGAGCACGCAAUUGAUGUCAAUUUCGUUUCAGGAACACCAGCAUCUUCAGCAUGGGAAGGGCAGCGGACGACCGCAGCAGUCAGUCUUGGAGCAAAUGAAGGGCGCAGCCGGGAUGUACAUGAAAGGUGGCUCGUCGUCGUCCCUCGCGAUGAGUAUACUGAAAGGCGGCGUUUUCCCGCCCCAUCCUGGCGCGCUGAGCAUGAUGAAGGGCGGCGUCGCGCCAUCGGCGCACCCACAGCUGCGCAUCCCCGAUCCGAUGCUCUCGUGCCCGGCCGGUUCUCUGGGUGCCUUGAUCGGCAGUCCGAUGGAGGAGCAGUCCGCGCGAAGCAGCCCCUCCUUUCCGAUCGGCUCGACUACCCCCAACCAGCAGCAGCCUUUCGGUACCAGUGUCCUAACCCCUGGGGGUUCUAGCGCGACUUCUCAUCAAGGCUCUUAUGGCCCUGCGACUUUUGGAGGUGCAACUAACAGAAACCGGAAUCAACCCCGCGGCCACCCUUACGGCGCCCAGGCAGCUGGAUCUGGGUCACACUUCUUUGACAACAGCAUGAAAAAUGGAUAUGGAGAUAUGCUGGAAGAAAACAUCACACAACUUGGUGUCCUGCUACCUCUUACCUGAACCUGCCCCUUGGAGUUGGAGAUGAUGGCACCUCCACCUCCUGUGCUUUCGGCUUAUAGACAUGAUUAAAAAACUAAAAGCCUUCGACGUUUUUCUGUGCAUUCGUUCCAUCUCUGUUCCGUUCACCAAUCUCGUUAGACAGGAAAAAGCUCGAGUCGAAGGAGGUAGGACCACCUGGACAGCACCAUCCAUAUGCCGUUGAUUUGGUACAACGUGUACAAGGUUUUGUAUGAUUUUGAAAGUACUAUAACAGGACAGCUUGUGUUCUGCUGCAUAAUCUCAGUCUCGUCUAGGGCGCAGAUGACAGGAAACGGCAACUCGUCCGUUUCGCCGAAGGAGUAUCUACACCUUCAGCACGGUAUGGAUUGUAAAAAUGUCUGGGUCUGGAACAUUGAAACUUGUGAUGCUAACUUUGGACUCUAGAAAAAUCUGUAUUGCAUGACCAGCAAGAGGAGUCUACUUUGUGCUACGCAGGGAGGGCGUUUGUCAUGCGGAGUACGCAUCAGGAAGCCCUCUCAAAAUCUGUGAUGCGCGGUCGUGCAUUACAGACAUCCUAGGUCAUGCAAAACAUGCAUGACAUAUCUCAGAAUCUUCCAGACCCAGACAUUUUUACAUUUGAUACACGGGAACUGGGAACUGACGGGCGUCAUGCCCAACUCGGCUGACGCUCGGAAUCCGUUGGCCUUCAAUCCGGACUGCGAGGGCUGUCUGAAAAACACCAACACCAUGGGGCACGGGUUUCUCGCUUGUCCUGCAUUUCCUGGAGACGAUGUCUUCGUUCACAAAAAAGUAAUGGAAAGGUACCACGCCAAAAUGUUGAUUUCUCAUUACCAGUUUUGAAACUCCGCAUCUUCAAGCGAUUAAAAAGAUAUUUUGAUUUCGUUUUCGUACCGUCGAAAAUAAUGAAGAUAUUUGAACGCGCAAUUCAUUUUCGUGAAGUAGAGCAACGGCAUUUGUCGGAUCCCAAAACCAGGUGCAAUCUCUCCGUCGGAGAUCGGGUCCGGUUCAAUGUGCACGUUAGUGCUACGGGCACUGCGCGUAUCCUAGUGGAAAUAAUGUCUUCCAGCGAUAGCAUUACCAGGGUGCAUGUGAUGUUGAAACAAAUGCCUUCAGGAAAGAAUCUGAAAAAGGCAGCAGGUUGCAUAAAAAGAACCCAAUAUGGACGCACUCCUAUCUAUGCAUCACAACCAGGGGGCAAAGAAAAUCCUG